Protomyces lactucae-debilis is the source of this 1599-nucleotide messenger RNA. Its product is annotated as lactose permease. Lineage: Eukaryota; Fungi; Ascomycota; Taphrinomycetes; Taphrinales; Protomycetaceae. The transcript is spliced from 3 exons. Gene Ontology annotation, molecular function: carbohydrate:proton symporter activity. The record is from RefSeq and is a predicted model, not a curated record. Gene Ontology annotation, biological process: carbohydrate transport; transmembrane transport. Gene Ontology annotation, cellular component: membrane. Bases 1 to 1599 code for a protein of 532 amino acids.
AUGUCCAACAAGGAAGCCUUCACCCACGUUGAGAGCUUGGGCACCCAAGACGUCGCUCAAGAAACGAUUGUACAAGGUUCUGCAGAGCUCAAUGCUGCCGCGCUCCUUGAGAAACCCAUGCCUGGGUCCCCGAUGAUGCUCAAGCUCUACGCCAUCUGCUUUGUCGCAUUCUUGUGUUCAAGCAUCAAUGGUUUCGACGGCUCAUUGAUGACAAGUUUGAUUGGACUACAGCCAUUCAAGUCGUUCUUUGGCGCAGAGUCAGUCGGAGCAAAGACUGGUCUCAUUUUUGGCAUGUACCAGAUCGGAGGUGUCGCAGCACUUCCCUUUGUCGGUCCAGCAUGUGACACCUUCGGCCGAAGGGCAGGCAUGGUCAUUGGAUGCCUCAUUGUCAUCAUCGGCACUGUUGUCUCUGGCACAUCACACAACUUGCAAACUUUCCUUGCUGGACGAUUCCUCCUAGGCUUUGGCAACAGCAUCAGUUCCAGUGCAGCUCCAGCAUAUGUUGUCGAGAUUGCCUUCCCAACAUACAGAGGAACGCUCACGGGGCUCUACAACUGUUGCUACUUUCUCGGAUCGAUUCUUGCAGGUCUCGUCACAUUUUCUAUCGCUGUUGUCGAUGUCAAGACAAACUUAGCUUGGCGCCUGCCGCUGUUCCUCCAGCUGGUCAUGCCAGCAAUCGUUUGCAUGUUCGCCUAUUUCUUGCCAGAGUCCCCUCGGUGGCUUGUCUCCAAUCACAAGACACAAGAGGCCAAGGAAAUCAUUACGAAGUACCAUGGCAGUGGCAACCCGGAGUCUGUCUGGGUCCGUCUUCAAAUGGAAGAAAUUGAGCGCGACAUCUCUACGGAAGGCUCCAACAAGCGCGCUUGGGACUACAGGGAGCUCUUCGCUGGAAGCAAUGCUCGUUGGCGUCUCACCUGCAUGCUCAUCGUCAGUCUAUUUGGACAACUUUCCGGUAAUGGUCUAGUUGGAUACUAUCUUGUCCCUGUUCUUGAGCAGAGUGGACUUAAGGACGCCAAAGAGCAACUCGGCAUCAACCUCGGUAACCAAAUGGCAAGUGCAAUCGCUGCUGUUACUGGAGCGCGCAUCGUUGACAAGGCUGGACGUCGUCGAACGCUCAUUAUUGUUUGCUUCUUGAUGGCAGGUUGCUUUGCUUGCAUCACUGCAUGUACCGCUGUAUUUGCAAAGGAUGCCUCCAACGGCGCCUCCAUUGCCUCCAUCUUCUUCAUCUUUGUCUUCUCGAUCGUUUACUCAUUCGGUCUGACCCCUCUGCAGGCUCUCUACCCAGUCGAGACCCUCAAGUUUGAGUCGCGUGCGAAGGGCAUGGCAUUUUCCUCCCUGGCAGUCAAUGCGGCAUCGCUGAUGAACCAAUUUGCGUUUCCAGUUGCCCUCAAGAACAUUCAGUGGAAGGUUUACUUUGUGUUCAUCGCCUGGAACUGUAUUCAAGGUGUCAUUGCGUACUUCUUCGUUGUGGAGACCAAGGGUCGAACACUUGAAGAGCUCGAUGUGAUCUUUUCCGCCAAGAAUCCGCCCAGGGAGUCGAUCCGCCCGACAAAGUUAGUGGUGACUGACGAGAAGAUCGUCAAGGCCGAGUCUCUGUAG